This is a messenger RNA of Nyctereutes procyonoides (raccoon dog), 4484 nucleotides long. RefSeq names its product zinc finger C2HC-type containing 1A (gene ZC2HC1A). Bases 57 to 1028 code for a protein of 323 amino acids. The record is from RefSeq and is a predicted model, not a curated record. Lineage: Eukaryota; Metazoa; Chordata; Mammalia; Carnivora; Canidae. The transcript has 9 exons.
GGCGGCGGCGGCGGCGGCGGCGGGAGGGAUCUCGCGGAGCCGGAGGCGGUGGCGCAAUGGAGGGACUGGAAGAAAAUGGAAGUGUCCAAGUGGGAGAAUUGUUACCUUGCAAGAUUUGUGGAAGAACAUUCUUUCCAGUGGCGUUAAAAAAACAUGGACCCAUUUGCCAGAAAACUGCCACUAAAAAACGUAAGACUUUUGACUCAAGCAGACAAAGAGCUGAAGGAACUGAUAUCCCAACAGUAAAGCCUCUUAAACCUAGGCCUGAACCACCAAAGAAACCAUCUAAUUGGAGAAGAAAACAUGAAGAAUUCAUUGCUACCAUAAGAGCAGCUAAAGGCCUUGAUCAGGCACUUAAAGAGGGUGGAAAACUUCCUCCUCCUCCUCCACCCUCUUACGAUCCUGAUUAUAUUCAGUGUCCAUAUUGCCAGAGGAGAUUUAAUGAAAAUGCAGCUGAUAGACAUAUUAACUUCUGUAAAGAACAGGCAGCACGUAUUAGUAAUAAAGGCAAAUUUUCUACUGACACCAAAGGAAAGGCAACUUCUCGGACACAGUAUAAGCCUCCUGCACUUAAAAAGUCAAAUUCUCCUGGAACUGCGUCAUCAGGAUCUUCACGAUUACCACAACCAAGUGGCACUAGCAAAACUGUUGUAGGUGUGCCUUCAGGUAAAGUGUCUUCAGUUAGCAGCUCUUUGGGAAACAAACUUCAGACCUUAUCUCCCUCCCAUAAAGGGAUACCAGCCCCUAAUGUAGGAACUAACAUCAAACCUCGAAAUACCACACCACCUAGUUUGGCACGAAAUCCUUCCUCAAGUGUGCCUACAAACAAAAGAAAAACAUAUACUGAGAGCUACAUAGCCAGGCCAGAUGGAGACUAUAUAUCUUCACUUAAUGGCGGAAACAUUAAAGGCACAGAAGGAAAUUCAACAGGACACUUACCAAAAUUCUGCCAUGAGUGUGGGACUAAAUACCCUGUAGAAUGGGCAAAGUAUUGCUGUGAAUGUGGCAUUCGAAGAAUGAUUCUGUGAACAGAGUCCAAAAGAAAAAGCUAAGUCUGGAAUUUUAUGACUGUUGCUGCUUGGACAGCUAGAGCACUUCCUUUAAUGAUUUUAUGCUAAAAUUAUUCAAAAUACUUUUUUCGGCAAUUUUUGGAGCAUAAUUCUUUGGCUGUGUAAUGUGUAUGUGUAUAUAUAUAUGUGUACAUAUAUUGUAUAUAAUGAAUACCUGAUAGCCCAAACUGUGCCACUCAAGGAAAUAUUCACUCAUCUGUCAGAAAAUAAUUUCAAGUGGAAUCAUUAACUUAGGUAUUACUUUUCUGUUGUUGUUAUUAAAGCACAUUAAGCAUGCCUUCACAAAAUCAAAUGCUAGUGCUCAGCCCUUCAAGCUUUAGGAUGAUCAUUACUUUGAGCAGAAAAUCAGAACAAACGUUUUUAUUAUCGGUGCUUAUUUUCAUAUAGUAUCAUAGGGUGGGAUGCUUGGAAUUUUGGAAGCAGUACAUUCAGUUACAGUUAGUUAUGUGAGGUCAUUUUCCUGAAGAGCUCUUCAACAAUUAAUUUUAUAAAUAAUUGAAAAGAGAAUAAAACCCCUAUACUAUGUUGUUUUUUAAUUGCUAUAUCAUUAAUUUUAUAAUUUAGAGAUCUUUACUCAUUCUUUAAAAUGUAAUUAUGUAAUUUCCUUUUCAGAGACACAAGAUUAAAAAAUAUAAAUAUAUCUUAUUCCAGUUAUAACUGAUUUUUUUACCUCAGUGUGUUAGUUGAAUGUAUAUUCUAAUUGUGUCUCCAUAUUUCACUUUUUCCUUUUUUAUAAACUUAUGUCUGAGGCAUUUUAAUUUACUUUUUGCAAAGUUUGAAAAUAAGAGGCAUAAUAUUUAAGAGGCAUGAAAUUCCUUACAAAAUUCUACAUGUUUAUUUCUGUGUCUAAAUUUAGAAGAAAUUAUUUUGAUGGAUUUUAAAACAAACCACCUCACCCUAAUAAAUAAUUUGGAUAAUUAAUCAUUACUACAAGGCAUGCGGGUAAAAAGUAUUUUAAUUUUUUAAUUUUAAUUUCCCUUGAAGUAUAGUUAGAUGUAGUGAUGAGCUGUUUAAGAGACUAAUUUUUCUUUCUUAUAUUUUAUUUUUAGUGUUUAAUACUAAAACACCUUCACAUCACAGUAAAAAAAAAAAAACACUGAAAAUGCACUGCUUUAAUGCACAGCUGACUUAUGUAACUAAACAUUCACAAAAAUUUAAUUGUACUUUGACUUUGGCUAACCUACAGCUUUUAAUCAUUAUCACUUUCAAUGUGACAGUAUUUAGUAGUAGAUACUUUGAUUGUCUGUGCAGCCAUGUUCAGUAACUCCUUAGUGGUUUCUGUGGUAUAGAAAGAAAAGAGCUUUGAUCUUAAAAGAUAUAAGCAAAUCUUUUAUAGGUCAUUUCUAGCUUCUCUUUUAUGACUGUGAGCAAAUAUAAGGGUUAAUGCAGAAAUUUGUGGCUUUUAAUUUUCUCUGAAAUUUAUUUAUGCUUAUACUUUAUAAUUGUAUUCAUUAGGUUUUUUGUUUUUAUUUUUGUUUUUUGUGUUUCUGUUUUGUUUUUGUUUUUUUCAUUCAGGCAGGGGAUAUGAACUUUGAAGUAAUGGGAAUUGUUGUUUUAUUUACCUUAUAGUUUCUUUCCUGACUUUUCAUUAAUUUUAAAUCUGGUUGUCUUUAUUCAGUCAUAUUGACCUAAAAAGAGAGUCCAUUAACUACAAUAAGCUGUAAUUAAUUUAGGAGAAUAGUGUACAUAUUAGAUUUUCAUUUCAAUAAUAUAUGUUAUUCUGUUCUGUUAACAAAUCAUAUGAAGAACUUUAAACUUUGUUUUCCCUGGAACUGAGCACUAUUUUUCUUUUUCCAAGUUUUUUUUUUUUUUUCAAAGACUAGGUAAUUUAGCCCAAAGAAGGGACAGAUAAAUGAACUUAAACAAAAUGGCACAUGUUUGUUUUUCACAGAAUUUUGCAGUAGCCAGUAACUGUUAUAAUGUACUACAUGAAAAAGGAGUUGGUAAAAAAUCAUCCAAUUCUAGAACCCAGAGAUUAUUAUAAACAGUAAAUAGGUGAAGUACACUUAGGAAUUAUGAAACAUGUUGUGACAGUGUUUUUAAAUGCGUUUUUGUUACCUACAUAUAUUAUUCUCACAUUGAUUUGUUGUGCAAUAGUUCAGUUUAUAAGAAAUUUUCCUAGAUCUAUGCAUCAUUUAUUUUUAUUUAUUUUCACAAGUAUUUGCCAGUGUGGUAGAAUAAAGAAAUGAUUGUUAAGCUUAAAUUAAAAAUGUAAAAAUUGCUUAUAUAUUAUUCUGAAAGUCACUAGCUUGAGAAGUAAGAUUAUUAUGGUUGCUGUUGUCUCUUGUUCACUCUUUUUUUUAUUACAAAUACUGUCUUCAUUUUUGAACCUAUUCAAUAAAGACAUGAAGCAAAAAAAAUUCCAGGUGGUCUUUAUUGAUGUCUUAGCUUUUAGCCAGACAUAGGUAGAAAGAUAAGAGCACACUGAAAUAAGAAAAAAAUGUUCAAAGCCAAAAUACAGAUUUUUAAAAAUGAGAUAGUGCUUUUCAUUGGCAAUUUUUUUGUGCCAUCAGAUUUUAAAGAAAUUGCAAUUAUUUUAUUGAAGUGUUUUAUGACAUCUAAAUAUUACAAAUAUAUUUCAUUUCAAGAUUUCUAAGAAAACUUUUCUUUGGUCAGUAAAAUAUAGCAGUUGAAAACAUGAAACAUUGUGGAUAUUUCUAAUUAGGUAAUAUAUAGUUUAAUGGCAAAAACUAUUGGUUUAUGAUCAAUACUUAGUGAUUUAAACUAUCAUAUUUAAAAUUUUAAACAGUUGUCGCUAGUAGAAAUAUCAAAUUAGACAUGUUUGAUUUGUACUCAGGGAAUUAAAAAUAAUAGAAGAGGUACACAGCAACAGAGAGUCAGCAGAAAAGUCUUGCGUCUUUUUUUGCAUUGCAGGUAUAUGUAUUUUCUAUGAUGGAUAUAUUUUUAUUUAUUUUUAAAGGGGGUUGAUAAGUAGUUAUCUUUCUUUUUUUCUUUCUUUUCUUUUUUUUCUUUCUUUUUUUUUUUUUUAGAUUUACUCAUUUAUUUAUGAUAGACAUAGAGAAAGAGAGAGAGAGAGGCAGAGACCCAGGAGGAGGGAGAAGCAGGCUCCAUGCCGGGAGCCCAAUGUGGGACUCGAUCCCUGGACUCCAGGAUCGCGCCCUGGGCCAAAGGCAGGCACUAAACUGCUGAGCCACACAGGGAUCCCCGAUGGAUAUAUUUUUAGUACUAAGGUUAACUUUUACAACUGACUACGUUACUGAAUAGAGCAGUGGAAAAUUGUUAAAACCAAGUUAAUGAUAACCACACUUCUUUUCAUUUAGAAAUGUUUCAGUUAAUUAUUACUGUCAGGAUACUUAUUUAUAGAUAAUUUUGCUUGUCUUAUAUGUGAAUUGCUUUUUCGCCACUAGAGGGUGCUUUUAGAUAAUUUAAUAUUACCAGCUUCCAAUUCUUAUU